Messenger RNA from Paramisgurnus dabryanus, 1067 nucleotides. It is a transcript of the gene ttc33, whose product is annotated as tetratricopeptide repeat domain 33. Gene Ontology annotation, molecular function: protein binding. NCBI's taxonomy places the organism in Eukaryota, Metazoa, Chordata, Actinopteri, Cypriniformes, Cobitidae. The record is from RefSeq and is a predicted model, not a curated record.
CGAUACAACCAAAACAUUUGUGAGUAGCGCCUAGUGUUGAUAGAAACAAAACAUCUGUCAGUAAUGCAGAGGGUAAUUAUUUUAGAUUUUCAAACUAGGCGUGACUUUUUCAGAUUCAUAUCUUAAACUUAUGUUUCCAGUUUCACGCAAAACCCUGAUGAUGGCCUCCUUCAACUGGAAGCGUAAGGUGGGGGAAAGAGUUUCCAAGACGACAGUACAGAAGUUUGAACAGGACUCAGAGCAGGUGGAAGAUGAUGACACAGAGAAGGAGGGAGUUGAUUGGCUGCAUGCGAUCAAGCGACGGCGAGAGGUGCUGCUGGAGGAUUGUGCCGCUAAGAGCAAGAGACUAAAGGAUGAGGGCACUUUACUCGCUGAGCAGGGCAGGAACUGGGAGGCUUUGAAGAAGUGGGAUGAAGCGCUUCAGCUCACACCAGAUGACGCUGUGCUGUAUGAGAUGAAGUCACAGGUGUUAAUCAUCCUCCAAGAGGUGUUCCUGGCUGUGCAGUCUGCGGAGAUGUCAACCAAACUCCGACCCCUCUGGUGGGAGGCGUGGCAAACUUUGGGCCGCGCCCAGCUUAAUCUCGGCGAAAUGGAACUAGCUGUACGAUCUUUUCAAGUGGCGUUGCACCUUCAUCCAUCUGAGCGGCCCCUAUGGGAGGAGGACUUAGGCUGGGCCGUACAACUCCGCGAGCAGAAACAAGCUCUCCUGAAAAGAGAAAAACAGGCAGAUGAAGCCCAAAAGCUGGUUAUGGAAGCCCCCGAACUGAAAAACGAGUAUGAUUUUGAAAGCGAUGAAGUGAUUGAGGCCUGCACAGCCAUGGCGGAGAAACAGAAAAAAUAUGAGGACUUAAAGAAAACAGCGGUUGUAGUGGACACGCACGGGGUGGCGAAGGAAGUGGCUGUCGAGGAUGACAACAAACCCACUUCAUCCACAGCAAGCGUUUUGGUCAAGGCAAGAGGACUCUAAAAAGAGAGACAUUGUGUGUAUUUUGUUUAAAAUGUUAAGUAUUGACUGUUUGUUUUGAUUGGAUUCUCAUGUACAGUGUAUAAAAUAGUUAAUACUUGGA